ACCUCCGCCCCCCGCCCGUCGCUCGCAUCCCCAGUUCCAUCAAAGCCAACCCGGACCAGCGCAGGGAUCUCCGAGUUGCGAGGGUGCUGAGGCUGGGACUGUCACUCAUUCUCCGCUCAGCGCGUGAACGCAGCUCGGCAGUGGCUGGCAGGAAACAAUUCUGCAAAAAUAAUCAUACCCAGCCUGGCAAUUGUCUGCUCCUCGGUCCGUUGCUCCGCCGCCGUCCACAGUCGCUAGCAAGGGGAAGGCACAGAAUUUACCGCGGCCAGAACAUCCCUCCCAGCCGGCAGUUUACAAUGCUGCGAACUACGGAUCUCAUCUGGACUUUGUUUUUCCUGGGAACCGCAGUUGCUCUGCAAGUGGAUAUUGUUCCCAGCCAAGGAGAAAUCAGCGUUGGAGAGUCCAAAUUCUUCCUGUGUCAAGUGGCAGGAGAAGCCAAAGAUAAGGACAUCUCGUGGUUCUCCCCGAAUGGAGAAAAGCUGAGCCCGAACCAGCAGCGGAUCUCAGUGGUAUGGAAUGAUGACGACUCCUCUACACUCACCAUCUACAAUGCCAAUAUCGACGAUGCUGGCAUUUACAAGUGUGUGGUCACAGGAGAGGAUGGCACCCAGUCCGAGGCCACUGUCAAUGUGAAGAUCUUCCAGAAGCUCAUGUUCAAGAAUGCACCAACCCCGCAGGAGUUCAAGGAAGGGGAAGAUGCGGUGAUUGUGUGUGAUGUGGUCAGCUCUCUGCCCCCAACCAUCAUCUGGAAACACAAAGGCCGAGAUGUCAUCCUGAAAAAAGAUGUCCGAUUCAUAGUCCUGUCCAACAACUACCUGCAGAUCCGGGGCAUCAAGAAGACAGAUGAGGGCACUUACCGCUGUGAGGGCAGAAUCCUGGCCCGGGGGGAGAUCAACUUCAAGGACAUUCAGGUCAUUGUGAAUGUACCACCCACCGUCCAGGCCAGACAGAGCAUCGUGAAUGCCACUGCCAACCUGGGCCAGUCUGUCACCCUGGUGUGUGAUGCUGAUGGCUUCCCAGAGCCUACCAUGAGCUGGACAAAGGAUGGGGAACCCAUAGAAAUUGAGGAGGAAGAUGAUGAGAAGCACGUCUUCAGCGACGACAGUUCUGAGCUGACCAUCAGGAACGUGGACAAAAACGAUGAGGCUGAGUACGUCUGCAUUGCUGAGAACAAGGCUGGCGAGCAGGAUGCAUCCAUCCAUCUCAAGGUCUUUGCAAAGCCCAAAAUCACCUAUGUAGAGAAUCAAACAGCCAUGGAACUAGAGGAACAAGUUACUCUUACUUGUGAAGCCUCAGGAGACCCCAUCCCCUCUAUCACCUGGAGAACUUCCACCCGAAACAUCAGCAGUGAAGAAAAGACUCUGGAUGGGCACAUGGUGGUACGCAGCCAUGCUCGUGUGUCCUCCCUGACCCUGAAGAGCAUCCAGUACACAGAUGCUGGAGAAUACAUCUGCACUGCCAGCAACACCAUCGGCCAGGACUCCCAGUCCAUGUACCUUGAAGUUCAAUAUGCGCCCAAGCUCCAGGGCCCAGUGGCUGUGUACACAUGGGAGGGGAACCAGGUGAACAUCACCUGUGAGGUCUUUGCCUACCCAAGUGCCACAAUCUCCUGGUUCCGAGAUGGUCAGUUGCUGCCAAGCUCCAACUACAGCAAUAUCAAGAUCUACAACACCCCAUCUGCUAGCUACCUGGAGGUAACCCCUGACUCAGAAAAUGACUUUGGAAACUACAACUGUACGGCAGUGAACCGCAUUGGACAGGAGUCCUUGGAAUUCAUCCUUGUUCAAGCAGACACACCGUCUUCUCCAUCCAUCGACCGGGUGGAACCAUACUCCAGCACAGCACAGGUGCAGUUUGAUGAGCCAGAAGCCACAGGUGGAGUGCCCAUCCUCAAAUACAAGGCUGAGUGGAAGUCACUGAGUGAAGAAGCAUGGCAUUUCAAGUGGUAUGAUGCCAAAGAAGCCAACAUGGAAGGCAUUGUCACCAUCAUGGGCCUGAAGCCUGAGACAAGGUAUACAGUACGACUGGCGGCCCUCAACGGCAAGGGGCUGGGCGAGAUAAGUGCAGCCACUGAGUUCAAGACACAGCCAGUCCAAGGGGAACCCAGUGCACCCAAGCUGGAAGGGCAGAUGGGAGAGGAUGGGAACUCCAUCAAGGUGAACCUGAUCAAGCAGGAUGACGGAGGCUCCCCAAUCAGACACUAUCUGGUCAAGUACCGAGCGAAGCUUGCCUCUGAGUGGAAACCAGAAAUCCGGCUCCCUUCCGGCAGUGACCACGUCAUGCUCAAGUCCCUGGACUGGAACGCCGAGUAUGAAGUAUCUGUGGUAGCUGAGAAUCAGCAAGGAAAAUCCAAGGCAGCUCACUUUGUGUUCAAGACCUUAGCCCAGCCCACAGCCAUCCCAGCCAAUGGCAGCCCUACCCCAGGCCUGAGCACCGGCGCCAUCGUGGGCAUCCUCAUUGUCAUCUUCGUCCUGCUCCUGGUGGUCAUGGACAUCACCUGCUACUUCUUGAACAAGUGUGGCCUGCUCAUGUGCAUCGCUGUCAACCUGUGUGGCAAAGCUGGGCCUGGAGCCAAGGGAAAAGACAUGGAGGAGGGCAAGGCUGCUUUCUCGAAAGAUGAGUCCAAAGAACCCAUCGUGGAGGUCCGAACAGAGGAGGAACGGACUCCAAACCAUGACGGAGGGAAGCACACAGAGCCCAACGAGACCACACCGCUGACAGAGCCAGAGCUGCCUGCUGAUACCACAGCCACUGUCGAGGACAUGCUGCCUUCUGUCACCACCGUCACCACUAACUCUGACACUAUCACCGAAACUUUUGCCACUGCUCAGAACAGCCCCACCAGUGAGACCACUACACUGACCUCCAGUAUUGCCCCACCGGCCACAGCUGUGCCGGACUCAAAUUCUGUGCCCACUGGUCAGGCCACCCCUUCCAAGGGGUCUGGUGUCACUGCUGCAUCCUCACCCCCAGCCUCGGCCCCAAAGGUUGCUCCUCUUGUUGACCUGAGCGAUACCCCAACCUCAACUCCCUCUGCUAGCAAUUUGUCCUCCACUGUCCUGGCUAACCAAGGAGCUGUACUCAGCCCCAGCACCCCUGUCAACGCAGGGGAGGCCUCUAAGGUCCCUCCAGCCAGUAAGCAGUCCCCUGCUCCAACUUCCACCCCAGCUGGGGCAGCCAGCCCCUUAGCAGCAGUAGCCGCCCCUGCCACAGAAGCCCCUCAGGCCAAGCAGGAAGCCCCCAGCACCAAAGGUCCGGACCCAGAGCCCACCCAGCCUGGCGCCAUGAAGAACCCUCCUGAGGCAGCCACAGCCCCUGCUAGCCCGAAGAGCAAGGCUGCCUCCGCCAGCACCACAAACCCUUCCCAGGGCGAGGACUUAAAAAUGGACGAAGGGAACUUCAAGACCCCAGAUAUUGACCUUGCAAAGGAUGUUUUUGCAGCCCUGGGCUCUCCUGCUCCUGCCACUGGGGCCAGUGGACAAGCCUCUGAGCUUGCUCCUUCCACUGCAGACAGCGCUGUGCCGCCUGCACCAGCAAAGACCGAGAAGGGUCCAGUAGAAGCAAAGUCGGAGUCCCAGGAGUCAGAAGCAAAGCCAGCACCAACUGAAGUCAAGACGGUCCCCAACGAUGCCACACAAACAAAAGAGAAUGAGAGCAAAGCAUGAUGGGUACCUAGCAACAAGCAAAGAUCAAAAUAAAGUGACACAGCGGCUUCACCAGA
Cricetulus griseus (Chinese hamster) is the source of this 3721-nucleotide messenger RNA. Lineage: Eukaryota; Metazoa; Chordata; Mammalia; Rodentia; Cricetidae. The record is from RefSeq and is a predicted model, not a curated record.